Cheilinus undulatus (humphead wrasse) is the source of this 1724-nucleotide messenger RNA. RefSeq names its product coiled-coil domain containing 77 (gene ccdc77). The record is from RefSeq and is a predicted model, not a curated record. Lineage: Eukaryota; Metazoa; Chordata; Actinopteri; Labriformes; Labridae. Gene Ontology annotation, cellular component: centrosome. The transcript is spliced from 12 exons. The coding region runs from base 96 to 1580 and encodes 494 amino acids.
CGAAGAAGUAGAGGCGACGCAACUUCCGGGUUUCAAAAGCUUGGUAGCAACAACGAACUUUGUGGUGACCACCAAAGAGCUUGUUUUGUUCUGGGAUGGGCUCUCCAACAAAGGAUGCAACACCACGCAGAACCAAAGUUCGUACUCCUGCUCGAGAGCCUGACUCCCCACUUCCCCCCAUCCAGGAGCGGCUGGCGUAUCUGCGACCCUCCAGGGAGCUGCUCGAGUUCUACAGAGAGAAGAUUGCCCAGUUUGAUGGGGAACAUGAAGAGCUGCUGCAGAUGCUGGAUAAGUACAGAGGCAUAACAGAGGACCAGCAUAAACUACAGCGGGAGGUACAACAGCGUGAAGGAGAAAUUGCUGAGCUCCAAAAUGCUCUCAGUGACAUGCAGGUGUACCUCUUUCAAGAGAGGGAACAGUCUUUGCGACUUUAUGCUGAGAAUGACCGGCUUAAGAUUAGAGAGUUGGAGGACAGAAAGAAAAUCCAGCACCUUCUCGCUCUAGUGGGUCCUGAUGCAGGAGAGAUCACAUAUUUCCACAGGGAGCCCCCUCACAAGGUCACCAUCACACAAAGGAAUGCUGAGUCCAGAUCGGAGGAAAAUCUAAGUCUCAGGCCAACAAGGUUAAAACCUCCUGGGACCAGGAAAGCAGAGAGCAGCAGGAGAACAAAAUCAGCAGAUGGCGUUAAUGGUGAGAGCCUGGAACAGUACAAGAGUGAAAAUCAGACGUUGUUACUACAGGUGGAGGCUCUGCAGGCUCAGAUGGAGGAACAAACCCGCCUGGCAAAAGAGCAGGUGGAGACCCUACUGGAGGAUCGACGAAUUAAAACAGAGGAGGCCCAGGCACAACAGCAAAAAGAUAGGGAGAGAAUUACUGCUCUCAGUGACAAGUUACAGCGAACCCAGAACCUGCUGCAUGAGAGCACCAAAGAUUUCCUACAGCUAAAGUUUGAAACAAGAGCUCAAGAGAAGAGCUGGAUGGUGGAAAAGGACCGGCUGCUGCGAGAGCUUGAUUCAUGCCACAACCGCCUGAGGAAGGCGGGGUCUGCUGUGGGUGGAGAACUGGGGAGAGCAUCAAAGCCCAGUAGCAGCUCAGCCAUGCUCUCACCCAGGCCUCAGCAAGAGUCACAGCGGACACACAAAGAGCAGAUAAAGGCACUGCAAGAAGACCUGAAGCAAGCCCACCGUCUGGCUGAGAUGUUCAGGGAGCAGUGUGUCACUUUGGAGACUGAACUGUCUCAAAUCAGAGAGGAGGGCGAUGUUGGCAGGGAAAUAUUUAAGGAACGUUCAGACAAAAUGGCCAAGCGUCUUCAGCUGAUGACUCAGCGAUAUGAGGCACUGGAGAAGAGGAGGGUCAUGGAGGUGGAGGGCUUCAAGACCGACCUCAAGCACCUCAGACAGAAAUUUAAAGAUGUCGAAAAACAACUUCUCAAGGUAACUCUGAAUGUCAGGCCCAACCAGGAUCUAGCCAUUCUGCAUGAGGUACAUCAGACCAACACCAGGACGAAGAAGGUUCAGGAUGAGCUGAUGGCCCUAAAGGCUAAAAUCUAUGGACUGGAAAAUGAGCUAAGAUUCAGCUGAGGAGUGGACUGUGACAUUUUGUGUCUCUAUGUAGUUGAGUGUCGGAUUCAUGAAUGUCUUUAUUGCUAUGCUUAUAUCACUCAUCCUGACACAACGUUUUAUUUAUUUUGUUGUUCCAACCAAUAAAGAUGUUUUGCUACAGUA